Molecule: messenger RNA, 2316 nt
Organism: Penicillium macrosclerotiorum
Lineage: Eukaryota; Fungi; Ascomycota; Eurotiomycetes; Eurotiales; Aspergillaceae
Product: SAM and PH domain-containing protein
Exons: 4
Coding region: 1-2316 (771 amino acids)
Molecular function (GO): protein binding
Source: RefSeq, a predicted model, not a curated record
AUGGAUUCACUACGGAUUCGACGGAAGGCAGGACCAACAUCCGUCAGCACCAAGAACCAUGAGCGGUUCUACCCCGCGAAGUCAGUUAGCAACCGCCGGCUAUCGGAUGCAACAGACUUCUUCGAUACCGACUUCGAAGCAAGUGACUCGGACGAGGAAUCACUCCGACAAAGUCUACAGUCGUUUGCAUAUGACAGCAACACAACCAUCUCAACCCCGGAGCUCCACACGCCCGAGGAAGCCCCGAAGCAGGUGCCUGAUAUCACUAUUGACAAAUCCGCAGUGAGAGGCCCCAAUGGCCCUCACUUGUUCCGGAACUCUCAGGGGUCCACAAUUUAUGAACCAUCAACAGCCGAGAUCGAUCUGUAUUUCGAGCGUUCUCCUCUACAGUCCGAAUUCUCUCGGUCGAUUGAUAGCUCCCGAUCGCUGGAUACACCCAACCGGCUCUUCCCCUUCUCGCCUAAGACCCCUAAGGCCCUGUCGACGGUACAUCCUGAUGUGUCACAAGUUAGCGAGGAGGAGAUUCGGAAUUGGAAGACCAGCCAGGUUGCCCACUGGCUGUAUAUCGCGGGCUACAACGAUGCUGUCAUCGAAAAGUUCAUCGUCAACGAUAUCUCCGGCGCUGUCCUUCUCAGUCUGCAGGUUGACGACCUCAAGGAACUGAAUAUCUAUUCCUUUGGCAUGCGUCACCAGAUCAUGGGCUCAAUUGAUCACCUCAAGAAGACCAUGCGGACAGGUGCACCUGCGGUGCCUGACACUCCUGAACUUCCUCUGACUGGCAAGUCUCAGCAGCAGUCGGAGCCUCAGAUUCAGGCGAGGGCUCCUCCAGCACGUGGCUCUCAUGACAGACGCUCUUAUGUAAUGUCCGUAUCUCCAACGGGCGAGGUUCUGUCCAAGCAUGCAUUUGGACAGAUAGAUACAGUGAAGGGCAACCAGAUUACGCCGCAAGAGUCCGUCUCGAUUGUUGGCAUUGAACAAAUCCUCCCCAAGCCUCACAGUUGCUCCAAAGGCGAGAACUGUUCAAAGUGGAAGCGACAGCAGAAGAUGCUAGAGAAGUUUGCGACUGAGUUCCCUGACGCUGUGAUCCAAGAAGGCGCCAUAAUUACAGGCAGCCCUGGAAAUCCGGAGACGGCCAGAAAUCUUCUGCGGCCAAAGUCCACCAGCGAGCCCUCGGUUGUAGCCUCUUCGGAUGUACUAGGUCCAUCUCAGCCUCCCAAGCUCUCUCUGGAAGCCCUCAGCGAAGUGAAGAAACUGGAUCCUCAAGAAACCGUUCGCAACUUCCUGAAUUAUCAGCACUGUGAUGGUCAGCCCAAGCCUACUCUCCCAGGCUUGAUCACCUCUGAUAUUCCCCAUGAAAAUUCUGAUGCUGAGUUCUCGCCGCAAUUGAAGAACAUUGCUGAGCAUCUCCGUUCCCUUCCCAAACUCACGAUCCCCACGACCCCAGACACUGAGGAUAUUACUACUGCUGUUACUACCAAUCGCUCUAUGACCCCAACGCAGGCAUCUCAGGUAUAUGGAUCUCCUACUGCUGUUCAACAAUAUGGCCCCUUUAGCCAGGCGAGGAAGAACUCAGUUGACUACUACCGUCAAGGCACGCCAUUCUCCGAGAUGGAUGUCCCCAUUACAGCCAUCCCUAAUGGACCAAUUGCCCGUGAUGUAUCUCAAUCUGUGCCCCCAGACAUGCAGUACGGAACUCUCUUUCCCUCCGUAUCGGGAACCCCUUACUCGCAGUGCCUCUACCCGUCCCCGCCCGACGCAACCCCUCCGCCGGACCUGAGCAAGAGCCCCCGUACCCAACAGCACAUCCACAGCUCCUCCCAGUCAUCUCUCGCGUCUGACCCCGACGUAACCCACAGCGGCUGGAUGAAGAAGCGCAAGACCACGCGCCUUCUCCGGCACGAGUGGCAAGACGCCCACUUCACCCUGCGGGGAACCCAUAUCGCGAUGCACAAGGAUAUCCAGGAUGCUCACCGCAACUCACGCGCACUGGAAAUCAUUGAUGUCGAUGACUAUGCCGUCGCUUGCUCGUCGCUGGCGACGAGCUCCAAGUUGACAGCGGCGUUCAAGCGCUCCAUCCUCCGCAAUGGGAAUACUCUCGGCGGUGCCACUGAUGAUAACGCCUUUGCUUUCUCCCUCAUCCCUGCUGUUAAAGAGCGUGAGAAGAAGGCUCUUUUUGGCAAUGGUAUCAAAAGCCACCACUUUGCUGUUAAAUCCCGCGAGCAACGCAUUGAAUGGAUGCGCACUGUAAUGCUUGCGAAGGUUGCUCAGAAGAAGAGCGACGAUGAGCAGAUUCAUGUUAACGGUGUUCCUAUUUGA